UUCCUUGUUCAGCCUGGUAUCUUUACGUCUGUCUAUUACUGUUACCCAUUUGCGGAGCAGUCCUGCCUAAUAACAAUUUUAUUGAAUCGGAUUUACAUAUUUUGAUAAAUAAUCAUGCCGAUAUUCCCGGAGUUAUAUUUUAACGUGGAUAAUGGCUAUUUAGAAGGGCUGGUGAGAGGUUUUAAGGCUGGAAUCCUUUCGCAAGGCGACUAUCUCAACCUUGUGCAAUGCGAAACCUUGGAAGACCUGAAGCUCCACCUGCAGAGCACAGACUACGGGAGCUUCUUGGCGAACGAGGCUUCGCCCCUCACGGUCUCUGUAAUCGACGACAAGCUGAAAGAGAAGAUGGUUGUGGAGUUCCGUCACAUGCGAAACCAGUCCUACGAACCGCUGGCUAGUUUUAUGGACUUCAUCACGUACAGUUAUAUGAUCGAUAAUGUCAUCCUCCUGAUCACGGGCACCCUGCACCAGCGGGCCAUCUCUGAGCUGGUGCCCAAGUGCCACCCGCUGGGCGGCUUCGAGCAGAUGGAGGCCGUCAACAUCGCACAGACCCCCGCCGAACUCUACAACGCCAUCCUGGUGGACACCCCGCUCGCUGCGUUCUUCCAGGAUUGCAUAUCUGAGCAGGACCUGGAUGAAAUGAACAUUGAAAUUAUAAGGAAUACCCUUUACAAGGCGUACUUGGAAGCAUUCUACAAAUUUUGCUCUUCCUUGGGUGGGACCACAGCAGACACCAUGUGUCCCAUUCUUGAGUUUGAAGCAGACAGGAGGGCGUUCAUCAUCACCAUUAACUCCUUCGGCACGGAGCUGUCCAAGGAGGACCGGGCCAAGCUCUUCCCCCACUGCGGCAAGCUGUACCCCGAGGGGCUGGCCCAGCUGGCUCGAGCCGACGACUACGAGCAAGUCAAAGCCGUCGCCGAUUUCUACCCCGAAUACAAGCUCCUGUUUGAGGGUGCUGGCAGCAACCCAGGAGAUAAAACUCUGGAGGACCGGUUCUUUGAGCAUGAGGUAAAGCUCAACAAGCUGGCCUUCCUGAACCAGUUCCACUUCAGCGUCUUCUACGCGUACGUCAAACUGAAGGAACAGGAGUGCAGGAACAUUGUGUGGAUCGCAGAAUGCAUUGCCCAGAGACAUCGCACCAAGAUCGAUAACUACAUCCCUAUCUUCUAACCCAGCUUCACUGGGUCACCCUCACAAGAUUCUUGAUGUGACGCUCUGCAGGUUCUUCAGUGUCUGGUCGUUCUUUUGGGGGAAAAAAAACCCCCAAAACAUCUGUUUGGAGAAAUAUAGUCGCAUUACUGAUUUGCAUAGUUUGCAUGUUCAUUAUAGUUAUUUGAGUUCAAGUUCUUAAACUUUCAAAUUCCACAACGUAUUGCGUUUUGUAAAAAAACUGCCAAUAAUGAGUAGAGAUGUUCAGGUUUCAUCUACCUGAUAAACUACAUGCUUCAUGCUUCUCCAUACACUCCUCCUUGCCUGCACAACCCUCAGUGGCUGUUAACUUCUUGAAGAAUGGCACGUGGAAAAUAACAUUGAGACAUUGUGUGUUGUGUCUACAGUACAUUUGACCCGAUUUGUAAAACUUGAACUGCCAGCAUUUGCUAAAUUUCGAGCUUGAUCGUGGAGCACCAACCAGUUGCAAAUAGUAUGUCGGAGAGAUUGCCAGAUCUGCAGAUUUGGCAUUUGACAUCACCAGACAAAAAAAAAUAAAAAAGUAAAUGUAGCAGAUUAAAAAAUAACAAUAAUAAAAAUGCAUUCCGCACCUCUUAGCACUUUUUACCGUCUCAUUCACGUCGUUUUCAAUCUCGUCUGCCAAUAUGCACAGUACUUUUGUCAUCUGUUGCUUCAGAAUGUGUGGACGGUUCAGCUGCAUGCAGAGCAGCGUCUGCAUUUGAAUAGUAGGCGUUGUGUAAGCAUUUCCACCCCAGAUGUCUACGCUGGUACAUAACCGCAAACCACUGCGGGCUCAGAGAGGUACUCUGUCUUUACAGUAAUACUCAAAAUAUUGAGGAAACCACGGUGUUUUAUUGCCCAUUUCCAGACCAUGUGUUGCAGUAAUACACCGUGUGAUUAGCAGUGUAACGCAGUUCAAGUUGAUAAAAUCAGACGCUUGCUGUGGUGGUUUUACAGAAGAUAUCCAGUGAAAAAGCUGUUGUGUGUGUGCGCUACACAGGAGUCCCCACCCUGGUUCUGGAGAACUCCCGGCUUGUUGGGAAUUGAAUUAUUUCAUUUUCCACAAGUGGCUCGGCUAAAAACGUUGUCGGCUCUUUUGGCAUUUAAGAGUUCACUGAUUAAAGCUGAAGGUCCAUCAUGGAACCUUUUCCCCCACUGCAUUGCAGAACAUGCAAGCGUCUGUUCCUCGAGAACUGAUAUGUCAUUUAAAAUCCAUAGAUUAAUUUGGAAUAUUCAUUCUGAAAUCUGAUUCUGACAUUUUGCAUAAUGAGAGAAUAAACCGUCCUGCAUUUACAUUGUAUUAAAAAACUAUUAAAAGCUGUUUAUACUUGCAAUUGCUACUUGAAAUGAAUGUUAGAAAGAAAACCAGGAUGCACAGGGCCAAGAGUUCAGGGCCAGGGUUAGGAACCCACUGUGUUACGGUUAAGUAGAGACUCCGUCUUCAUUUUUACCCAUAUUAUAUUUUUUGUGUUCAUUGAAUGUCAUCUUGUCUGGAUUCUCCACUGGAGCUAAGAUGUACAAAUUGUGGUCUUCUGUUCUGUAAACCUGUAGACUAACCAUGAGAAAUUCAAAUAAUGAGAUGUUAAUUUAUUCAAAGGAACAGAUUUUAAUGUUCUUGUAUGAUGUUGAAAUAUGAAACAUUUAAAUUCAUAUACAUAUAUUUUAAGUUGAUUACUUUUUCAGGUCUUUUCUCUUGUAAAUAUACCUAUACUGCGGUCAGUCACCUGUGAUUUGACCGUGAGUGUAUUUCUUAUUUUGUGAUGUUUCCCAUACAUAAGAGAGUAAAAAGAGUCCUCAAAG
Messenger RNA from Conger conger (European conger), 2970 nucleotides. Its product is annotated as V-type proton ATPase subunit d 1-like. Gene Ontology annotation, molecular function: proton-transporting ATPase activity, rotational mechanism. Gene Ontology annotation, cellular component: proton-transporting V-type ATPase, V0 domain; early endosome; vacuolar proton-transporting V-type ATPase complex. NCBI's taxonomy places the organism in Eukaryota, Metazoa, Chordata, Actinopteri, Anguilliformes, Congridae. The record is from RefSeq and is a predicted model, not a curated record. The coding region runs from base 115 to 1170 and encodes 351 amino acids. Gene Ontology annotation, biological process: proton transmembrane transport; vacuolar acidification; vacuolar transport. The transcript is spliced from 8 exons.